This is a messenger RNA of Podospora anserina S mat+, 1119 nucleotides long. RefSeq lists its product as uncharacterized. The transcript has 4 exons. The record is from RefSeq and is a predicted model, not a curated record. The annotation marks the transcript as partial. Gene Ontology annotation, molecular function: hydrolase activity, acting on ester bonds; cellulose binding. Gene Ontology annotation, cellular component: extracellular region. Gene Ontology annotation, biological process: carbohydrate metabolic process. Lineage: Eukaryota; Fungi; Ascomycota; Sordariomycetes; Sordariales; Podosporaceae.
AUUGUCAAGGCCGGUUUGGUGGCUCUGUUGAGUGCGGCGCCCGGGUUAGCUGCGGUUACUAGACGUCAAAACGCUGUGAAUCUUUGGGGACAGUGUGGUGGGAUUGGAUAUCAGGGGUCGAAGGUGUGCGUUUCUGGUGCUGUUUGCACGGCUUACAACGACUGGUAUCGUACGUCUCCCAAUCCUUCGUCCCUACCACCAGCACCAGCACCAGCUCUGUCCAGUCGACCAGCACAAGUGCCGCCCCAUCCUCCAGCCCAACCUCCGCCGCCAACUCGAUGGAGAUUAACACCACCCCUCAGCGGCGACUCCUACUCCCAAACAGGCUUCGACCCCCUCUCCACCAAACCCUCCCCCUCCAACCCCUUUGGCAACCCACCCCUCCCCGGCUGGACAGCCUCCGGCGGCCUAAACUGGGUUGGCUUCCUCACCUCCCAGUACAACGCCUCCACCCUCCUCACCUACAACUUCGCCUACGGCGGCGCCACCACCAACGCCAGCCUCGUCCAGCCCUGGAGAGAGGACGUCCUGAGCUUGAUCGACCAAGUCCAGCAGUUCACCGACACCAUCGCCUCCAAGCCAUCCUACGCCCCCUGGACAGCAGAGAACGCUCUCUUCGGCAUCUGGAUUGGCGUGAACGACGUGGGGAACAGCUGGUGGAAGGAGGAGUAUGACCAGCUGCUGAGCGAGAUUAUGGAUACGUAUUUUGGGCAGCUGCAGGUGUUGUAUGAUGCGGGGGCGAGGCAGUUUGUUGCUUUGGGUGUGCCGCCGAUUCAUCGCACUCCUGUCAUGGUCGAGGAGACAGAGUGGGCUCAGGAAACCGAGGCUGCCGCUAUCGCCAAGUACAACGCUGCUAUCGCUUCCCGGGCCGCGACUUUUCAGGCGGCGAAUGCUGGGUCGGUGAUCAAGAUUGUCGACACGGGGGUUGCGUUCAAUGAGGCGUUGGAUAACCCGACUGAGUAUGGCUCGCCGGAUGCCAAGUGCUGGAAUGGGGAUGGGGUUUCGUGCUUGUGGUUUAAUGAUUACCACCCGGGGAUUGAGAUUAACCGGUUGGUUGCUGAGGAGGUGGCUGAGGCUUGGGAUGGAAGCUUCUUUGAAGGGAAGGUUUGCAUCGAGUAG